AUGCGUGCGGGCAACUUUUUGCCCGCCCUGGAAGUAGGAGCAGUCGCGCUCCCAAGGACUGCCGCCCACCGCCCGGCGAGCCGCGGGCGAGAGUGCCCGCCGCCCCUCCCCCACUUCCGCCUCCCGCCUCUUCCUCGUUCCCGGCUCCCAGGGCCCGUCGGGCCCGGGGGAGACCCGGAGGCGCAGCCCCGCCCCGGCCCGGCGCGGCUCGCUCCCACGCCCCCGCCGCUGCCUCGCCGGAGCGGACAGACUGAGUCAGCGGGGGCGCCAGGCGCUGCAGGAGCUGAGAUGGACCCAAACCCUCGGGCAGCCCUGGAGCGCCAGCAGCUCCGGCUGCGGGAGAGGCAGAAGUUCUUCGAGGAUAUUUUACAGCCAGAGACAGAGUUUGUCUUUCCUCUGUCCCACCUGCACCUUGAGUCCCAGAGACCUCCCAUAGGUAGCAUCUCUUCCAUGGAAGUGAACGUGGACACACUGGAGCAGGUAGAACUGAUUGACCUCGGAGACCAGGAUGGAGCAGAUGUGUUCUUGCCCUGUGAAGACCCUCCGCCCACCCCUCAGACGUCAGGGGUGGACAGCCACACAGAGGAGCUGAGCCUGCCGAUACCCACGUCCGACAGGACCACAUCCCGGACCUCUUCCUCAUCUUCUGACUCCUCUGCCAACCUGCACAGCCCAAAUCCGAGUGACGAUGGAGCAGACACGCCCUUGGCACAAUCUGAUGAGGAAGAGGAUGGGGGUGAUGGAGGGGCAGAGCCUGGAGUCUGCAGCUAGCCCCGGGCCCCUCCUACAGACUGACAGAACUGGUGGCUCUCAUUGGGAGGACCUGGGCCCAGCCUGAGCCCUUCGGGGGACAGACCAGACUACCUGCAGUAGGACAGGAGGACAGGACGGUGGGACGGUGCAGCUCUCUGAGAACUAACCCUCUCCUGCUUUUCUGCUAACCACUUCCUGCCAGGGCUGUGGUGGGACUUGCCAAGGAGAUGGAAGACCAAGUGGGAUGAGAUGCCACUGCCUUUCUCAGCACUCCUCCCUGCCCCACACAAUCCUACAGUUCUCUCAUUGGGUCCGUGAAGCCAGCACCUCUAAAUGGACGUGAACUCCUUAGGACUCUAAGUGAGGUGGUCCUUCAACCAGCCUGCCUCCUUACAUCCUUUUUGGAACAGGGCACGGUAUAACUAAUAAAUCAAUAACAACAUACUGAGCAUUCCUUUUCAUUUUCCACAUUGCAGAGCUAAUUGGGCCCUUUAUGCAUCCAGCUCUGUGACCAGCACUAAAUCCCAGUUGUGCAUUUGACCCACCUAAUCAUGAAAUAAUUGCUGCACACCUAUGCUAGAUAUUUGGAAAAGUUUGGAGCAGAACAGGCUGUGCCCCUUGCCUUCAUGGAGCUUCCUACCCAUGGAGGAGAAAGCUCACAGCGUAAUAGUGAAGUAUCUUGACAGGGAACUGCUGUAGCACCAGAUGGCUUCAAGGAGUUCAUGGAAAACGAAAUUAAAAGGUACCAAUUUGUGUGCAAGAAGAUUUUAAUGUCUACACAUAAUAAGUGUAGUCUGUGAGCUUUCGGAAGACCCCUUGUACUAGAAAAUAAGGGCAUUAUAGCUUAGCUCGUAUGGACCUUGAAGAGCUGUCAUUCGAACUGAGGUCUGAAGGAUACUUAGAGGGAAGCCGGGACAGGGAUGGGGAGUGAGCAGGCACAAAGGGUGGGUUCUGAAGACCACAGGGAGGGAAGAAAUGCAUUUGGUUUGGCUGAAUUUUUGGAUGAGGGGAAGGGAAAAGACUGACAAGGUUAGGUUGUGAAAUGCCUGGAGGCCUGUGUUGAGUUUCAUUUUGACUAAUAAAAGAGCAUGACUUCAGAAGUAAGUUCUUUUCCUCAUAUAAAAGACGUCCAGGAUACGGUGCUCUAUGGAAGCUCCGUGUUGUGGUGCCCUGGACUCCUGUGUGGCUCUUCUUGCUCAGCCAUGUGAAGUAUGAGCUUGCAUUCUCACUGAUGCCUCAUGUCUAAAAUGGCUGCAAGAGCCCUAGACCAUGACCUUGAAGCUGGUGGAAAGCUGAAUAAAUGGAGGAUGGGCAGAGGGCAUUAAGAAGUGUUUUUGGAUAGACUGGUGCAGUGGCAUAGCACAUUAAGCCUUAGCCU
Molecule: messenger RNA, 2131 nt
Organism: Ochotona curzoniae (black-lipped pika)
Lineage: Eukaryota; Metazoa; Chordata; Mammalia; Lagomorpha; Ochotonidae
Gene: DBNDD2
Product: dysbindin domain containing 2
Exons: 4
Coding region: 1-771 (256 amino acids)
Biological process (GO): negative regulation of protein kinase activity
Cellular component (GO): cytoplasm
Source: RefSeq, a predicted model, not a curated record